AUGUUUGUGUGGAGAGCACAGCAUCCCUACCGGCUGUCCUGAGCAGAGCUGCAGCAGCAUUGCUGCCCAGGACAGCAGUGAAUGUGAUUGGGAGGGGCGGGCAGAGCAGCAGCAGCAGUCUGGGGUCCUACAUCCUCUCUGCUGAGGCUCACUGCCCCCCCUUACUUCAAAAACCCUAAAUCCUGUCCAUGUGCUUUUAACGGCCUUUCCACAGACUGGGGAGCAGCAGAGCGGAGUGAGUCCGAGAGGAACGCCGAAUUAGCGGCGUGCUGUCUGUUUUUGUUGCUAUUUUUCUCUUUUGGCUCGGUAUUCUUAGAAAAGCAGGAAAAUUGCUUGGUGUAGCUGCAUCGGAGAGAAGGCUCGGGAGGAGGUGAAACUACGGGACAUGAUGACGGAGAAAGAAACGGCGGCAGAGAAGAUCAUAUCAGGGAGGAGAGCCAAAUACCAGAAAAAAGAGACUACAGCUUUAAAAGAUGCAAUGGCUAAUCCUUCUCCAGCAAAGAGCAUGGGCGACCCUGGAAUCACCCCACUGUCUCCUUCACACACUCAGCAGAAUGACACAGACCAGGUACCGUCAGGGCCGUCCUUCGUGGUGGUCGUUGCCAUUGACUUUGGCACUACAUCCAGUGGUUAUGCUUAUGCCUUCACUAAGGAGCCAGAGUGCAUUCACACCAUGAGGCGUUGGGAAGGCGGGGACCCUGGUGUGUCCAAUCAGAAGACUCCAACCACGAUCUUGCUGACUCCAGACAGGAAGUUCCACAGUUUUGGCUAUGCAGCACGUGACUUCUACCAUGACCUGGACCCCAGCGAGUCUAAACACUGGCUCUACCUGGAAAAAUUCAAAAUGAAGCUCCACACCACUGCAAAUCUGUCCAUUGACACAGACCUCCAUGCAGCCAAUGGGAAGCGAGUCAAAGCUCUGGAUAUUUUUGCAUAUGCAUUGGCCUUUUUCAAGGAGCAGGCACUAAAGGAGCUCAGUGAUCAGACAGGUGGCGAGUUUGACAACAAUGAUGUGAGAUGGGUGAUCACUGUUCCUGCCAUCUGGAAAAUGCCUGCAAAGCAGUUCAUGAGGGAAGCUGCCUAUAAGUCCGCUUUGGUGUCCCGUGAAAACCCAGAGCAGCUGAUCAUCGCCUUAGAACCAGAGGCAGCAUCAAUCUACUGCCGCAAGCUCCGCCUCCACCAGAUGGUGGAUCUGGGCACCCAGACCACCCAGAACGGCUUCAGCCCCACUGAAAACGUGGGGAGUGGGAUGACCCAAGUUUCUCCUGGUCAUGCUAAGGAGCAUGUUCGGCGCAACCGGCAGAGCCGCACCUUUUUGGUGGAAAAUGUCAUAGGGGAGCUUUGGUCGGAGCUGGAAGAAGGUGACCGGUAUGUGGUGGUGGACUGUGGUGGAGGAACAGUGGACCUGACUGUCCAUCAGAUCCGUCUACCAGAGGGACAUCUGAAGGAACUCUACAAGGCCUCAGGUGGUCCCUAUGGCUCUCUUGGGAUUGACUAUGAAUUUGAGAAGCUGCUGUGUAAGAUCUUUGGCCAAGAUUUCAUCGACCAAUUUAAGAUCAAGAGGCCGGCCGCCUGGGUGGACCUAAUGAUUGCAUUUGAGUCUCGGAAGAGGGCGGCAGCCCCCGAUAGAACCAACCCCCUCAACAUUAACCUGCCCUUCUCCUUCAUUGACUACUACAAAAAGUUCAGGGGCCACAGUGUGGAACACGCCCUGCGCAAAAGCAAGUGAGUGUGUUUAGCAUGCACUUUCAAAUUCAAACACAAGUUUCCAGCAGUAACAGCAGGAAUGGGGCAGGCAAAGUUGCAGGUUAGGGAUCAGGUUCAGGUUCAGCUUACAGAUCAGCAAUUACCGGGAAUGUGCCAGUUAUUCACAAGCAUGGACCACACCAUCAACAAGAUAUGUUUAUAUGAUUUAUUGACUAAAUUAAA
Larimichthys crocea (large yellow croaker) is the source of this 1929-nucleotide messenger RNA. It is a transcript of the gene hspa12a, whose product is annotated as heat shock protein 12A. Bases 386 to 1729 code for a protein of 447 amino acids. The transcript is spliced from 12 exons. NCBI's taxonomy places the organism in Eukaryota, Metazoa, Chordata, Actinopteri, Sciaenidae. The record is from RefSeq and is a predicted model, not a curated record.